This is a messenger RNA of Closterium sp. NIES-67, 3081 nucleotides long. NCBI's taxonomy places the organism in Eukaryota, Viridiplantae, Streptophyta, Zygnematophyceae, Desmidiales, Closteriaceae. The record is from the annotation of a GenBank genome assembly.
AACACAUGGCUGCGUUUGGGACAGACAACGCAUGCUCGGUUACACCUCAUCAGAUGCCAGUAAUUGGUAAUAUCCGCGUUAUAGAAGGGUCCGUGGCAGAACACUUAGCAUAAUCCCUGCCGAGCCUGAGUGUCUGUAAUCCCUGUGCUACGGAAGCCGGCUGGUAGUGUUCCGCAGGCUCUUCCUGGCCGUGCCACUGCAGCCCCCAAGCAUCGAGCCGUAGAUAGGUAUCCGCGUUAGUGUACAGCCAUCCUUAGUGAGUUUACUUAGUAGUUCUCAGUCUCUCCUCUCUCAGCUAUGGAGGCCGGCUCCGCGUGUCCACGGCCUCUAUUCGGCCGUGCCGCUGCAGCCGUGAAAUCUCAUACCGUUCUAGUUAGCAGUGCUGGCAUUUUGGGCGCGAACUCUAGUAGGUCUUAUAAUAGAGGUAGCGAUUUCGGUGGCAAUGUGCUCUGCGUUAGAGCCGUGCAACGGGGGACGGGCCCUAUUUGCCCGGUGGGGUGUCGGGACGGCGAAAUGCGCGGCGAUUGGCGCCCGCUCGUCGCGCGCGCGCUGCUCGGUGGAAGAGCCGCCCAAACGGGGAAAAUCGGCGCAAGAAGGAGCAGGGAGGUGGGGGAGGGGUUGAGGAUAGAGUCGCCGCGUGCGAUUCUGGGCGGCGGCGGCGGGCUGGGCGACAUUGACGUGGACAUUGCACAGGCCGCGUGGGCGAUUGCGACGGCGCUGGGGGUCGCUUCCGCGUCCAUGCGCGGCGGGCAGGGGAAGGGGGAGGCGGAAGCGGAGACGCAGAUCGAGGCGGCAGGGGAAGCGCGGCGAGGGGAAGGCGCGAAGGGGGAGGUUGGCGGAAAGAGCACUGCGAAGGGAGGGGAUAGGACAGAUGCUAAUAGCGGGUUUGGAUACUCUAGUGAGACUGAUAGUGAGAAUGAGGGCAGCGAUGGGAGAAGCAGUGGGAGCAGGAGCAGUGGCAGUGGGGAGAUAGAGCCGGAUUUAUGGAGUCAAGACUCAUCGUCCCGGGGCAGUCAAACAAGUCAAGCAAGUCAAAGCAGCGAUGGAUGGUUCCAAGGCGGACAGGAACGUCAAGGCUGGUUCGAGGGAGAACAAGCUAGACAAGGGAGUCAAGGGAGUCAAACUAGUCAAGGCUGGUCUCAAGGCGAGCAAACAAGUCAAGGGAGUCAAGCAAGUCAAGGGUGGUUCCAGGGAGAGGCGGGGCAGUCUCAAGCGGCCGAAGAGCAGCCUCCUCUUGGGUCGCCAAGCGCGGACUUCCUCGCCCUAUGUCACGCGCAGCUGGAUGUGCUGGGGGUUGCGCUGCGGUGUUGCGGCGCUCAGCCCACUAGAAUCACUCUCUAUCUUCGCACACCAGAGAGUUUCCUCUCCGGGCAGAUCGAAUUGUUUCGAGUGGUGCGAAGGCUGCCCGGGGCUCGAGACAGGGCAGUUUACCGUGGCUCACAGAGUACCGAGGAGGAGGAGAGGGGGAUGGGAGGAGAGAGAGAGAUGAUGGGAGGAAGGGAAGAGGAGGUGGGAGGAGUGAGAGCGGCGAGUGAGGAGGAAGAGGAGGAGGAAGGGGAGGACAAGGGGAACGAGCCGCCCAUUGCAAAGUUGCCACCUUCAAUAGAAGCUGUGCUUGUACAGAAAGAGGUGCUCUCUCUGGAGAGCGAGGGGGCGCUGGUGGUGGCACUCACAAGAGACUCGUUCCUCCUCGGCCUGCUGGUGCUGCACCGCGAAGAGCAGCCGUCACCAUCCCCGGUGUCAGACCCAGUAACAGGCAAAGAGCAAGGCGAGGCGGCUGGCGUUGCUGGCAGAAAGAGGGAUCGACCGGAUGCAGGAAGGAGCGGAGGGGAGAGGGCAGGAGGAGAAACAUCCAGAGAUAGCUCAAGAGGUGUAGGCGCAGUGGGUAGACUGCAGCAGUGGGUGCUGAGACGACCAGAGAGGAAAGGGGAAGGUGGGAGAGGGGGAAAGAGAGUGGAGGAUGAAGUGAAGAGGGUCGAGAUCAAGUGGAGGGCUGCGAAUGAGGGUGGAGGGCAGCAGGGUCAAGGUGAGGGGACGAGAGAAAGGAGGGAGAGGGAGGUGGGUGGGGAGGAGGGUGGGGAGGUGAAGGGGCAGCAGGUGGAGUGGGUGCAGCUGAAGCCGUAUGAGGAGGAGGAGCAGCGGGCAGCAGUGGGGGUGGCACGCUCCCUUGCUCUUGCAUAUGUCAUGGAACAGAGGGCGUGGAUGAUGCAGCAGUCACUGUGGCAGCGCACUGUUACCAUCGACUCGCUGCUGGACCAGAUGCGCGCUCCCCUCUCUGCUCUCCGCACGCUGGGACGAAUGCUCAUGCCGCAAGUGGCAAAGACGGAGCUGGGCUCUGACCUCGUACAAGGCAUGGUCUCCCAGGGCGACGAGAUAGGCGACGUGCUCUCACAGCUGCAGCGCGCGCUCUACCCCCUGCCACACCCACCGGUAGCAGCCGCAGCAGAGGGAGCAGUGGGGGGCGGUUCAGCAACCCCCUUCACCACCACCCCCUCCCCGACCUUCUCCUCCUUCCCCUCCUCCAUGCCUCCAAACCAGCCCAUCCUCCCUGCCCCCCCUCCCCGCCGCACGCCCCUCCUCCUCCCCCCUCUGGCGGACACUGAGCUCCCCAUGCCCCCCCUCCUUCUGCCCGCCCCCCCUGCUGCCAACUCUCUGUCCGAUUCCGCUGCCAACCCCCAAAUGCUGGGUGUGCUAUCUGCUGGGCCCGCCCAGGCUGCUUCGGGCUGUCGGCCUUUGCUGUGCCUCGAGAGGCGCGGGCGCAGUCCUUUGGCAGCUCUCUACACACCUGUACCGUGCACCGCGUGCUGCUCCCGCUGCUGGACGCCGCCUCCUCCCUGGCUGUUGCCUGCGAGAUCCACUUUACAGUGAGCUACGGAACUUCCACGAGCAAACAGCCUUACAUCAGUGGCACGUUUGACCCCGCGUAUAACAGUGGCACAGCCGACCGGCCUGACAACAGGGCCACAGUAAGGGAGGCGCAGCGGCUGGCGACGCUGCUGUGCCCAGUAGACUGGGUGUCGGUGUCACUGCGAGUGAGGGGGCAGUUAGAGAUAUGCGGCGGAUGGGGAUGGAGAGAGAGGA